Messenger RNA from Diversispora eburnea, 288 nucleotides. The record is from the annotation of a GenBank genome assembly. NCBI's taxonomy places the organism in Eukaryota, Fungi, Glomeromycota, Glomeromycetes, Diversisporales, Diversisporaceae.
AUGAAGUUUGAUGACAUUAAUUGUUUUUCAGAAGGAGUUAGAUCAUUUUUGAGUGCAUUCUUCACUUGUAAGAAUCAGAGGAUUAUUGCUUAUUAUACUAUUUCUAUAGGUGAAGUUGUUAUUGACGUUGAAGUUAUUAUUGGUGGUGUUAUUUGGUGUUUUUAUGAAAGGAUAGGAACUAAACUUUCAUCAGUAGAAUCUUACACUUUCGCCUAUUAUUCCAUGAUCUUUAUUUUACCAUCAUCAUCUCCAUCUGCUUCUUCUUUCCCUUCCCCUCUUUAUUACUAG